Equus quagga is the source of this 606-nucleotide messenger RNA. RefSeq names its product olfactory receptor 4C12-like. Lineage: Eukaryota; Metazoa; Chordata; Mammalia; Perissodactyla; Equidae. Gene Ontology annotation, molecular function: G protein-coupled receptor activity; olfactory receptor activity. The coding region runs from base 1 to 606 and encodes 201 amino acids. Gene Ontology annotation, cellular component: membrane. The transcript has a single exon. Gene Ontology annotation, biological process: G protein-coupled receptor signaling pathway. The record is from RefSeq and is a predicted model, not a curated record.
AUGGAGCAUAAAAGGAAUGUGACUGAAUUCAUUUUAAUAGGUCUUACACAGAACCCCCAAAUGCAGAAACUAGUGUUUGCAAUAUUUUUAAUUCUAUACAUAUUAACGCUCUCGGGCAACCUGCUCAUUGCAGUUACCUUUACCACCAGUCACGCUCUGAACUCCCCCAUAUACUUCUUCCUGACCCACCUUUCCUUGAUAGAUGCAAUUUCUUCUUCUUCUUUAGCUCCUAAGCUGAUUGUGCACUCCUUUCAUGAGAAGAAAACUAUCUCCUUUAAUGGGUGCGUGGCUCAAGUCUAUGCAGAACACAUUUUUGGUGCUACUGAAAUCAUCCUGCUGAUGGUGAUGGCUGGCUAUGACUGCUAUGUGGCCAUCUACAAACCUCUGCACUAUACAACCGUCAUGAGCCACAGGCUGUGCAUUCUCAUGCUGGGAGUGGCCUGGGCUGGAGGAUUUCUCCAUGCAGCCAUUCAGAUCCUCUUUAUAUUCUGGCUGCCUUUCUGCGGCUCCAAUAUCUUCGAUCAUUUCAUGUGUAACUUGUACCCUGUGUUGAAGUUGAAGCAUGGACACUCAUACCCUUGGUCUCUUUGCUGCUGCCAACAGUAG